Closterium sp. Naga37s-1 is the source of this 2559-nucleotide messenger RNA. NCBI's taxonomy places the organism in Eukaryota, Viridiplantae, Streptophyta, Zygnematophyceae, Desmidiales, Closteriaceae. The record is from the annotation of a GenBank genome assembly.
AUGCCCUCCUUUCUCGCCGCAUCUUCCGCCGCAUCCUCCGCCGUUUCCUCCGCCGCCUCCGCCGUCUCGUCCCUCCGCCGCGCUCUUUUCAGCCGACGGAAAGCAGCACAAACCGACGCUGAACCUUCCAGGAAACCGGGCGACCAUCCGAACCUAGGCCACCACCAUCGGAUCACCACAACCACCAGAUCAACGGCUGAGAUUGACGGGGGAGCCGACACCACCACGAGCGAGCCGCAGGGUUUCGGCAUUCCCAAGGGUUUCGACAUUCCCAAGGGGAUGCACGGGCCGUUCACGGGGCACCACCCGCGCCUCGGCCACCACACCGCCUCUGUUGGGCACCACUGGUUCGGCGGAGGCCGCCACUCGGGGGCGGGUGCCGCCAGCGCGGAGCGGCGCGCGCCGUUCGGCGGAGGGCACCAUCCGCGGAAGGCGGACGGGACUUUCUUGUUCGGGCACCACCCGUCGGGCGUGGGGCAUCAUUUAAAGCGCGGGCAGAAGUGCUUGGACGCGCGUGCCGCAACCUACGCAGCGACGUGUUCCACUGCGGCAACUGCCUCACGGCGUGUUUCCCCCAUCCGUCCCAUCCGACCCCGCCCUUCCCCCCUCUCCCGUUGCUUCAGGCGCGCGUGCCGUAAUCUACGCAGCGACGUGUUCCACUGCGGCAACUGCCUCACGGCGUGUCCGACGGGCCACCACUGCUGCGACGGCGCGUGCGUCAGCAUCAUGGACGAUCCACGUCACUGCGGCGGCUGCUACAACACGUGUCCUGCUGACUCGGCGUGCCAGCUAGGAAUGUGCGGAUACGGCAGCAGCAGCGGCAGCAGCAGCAGCAGCAGUGGUGGCAGCAGCGGCAGCGCUGGCAGCAAAACUGGUGGCACUGAUGGUACUGGUGGGUUUAGUGGGGUUGGUAUGGGAGGUGCUACUACUAGUGGUGAGGCGAGAGGCCGUUAUAACAGUGCUGGCGGAUUCAGCAGUACCACCAGUGGCGGCAGUGGCAGCGGCAGCGGCAGCAGUGGCACCAGCAGCAGCAGCAGCAGCAGCAGCAGUGAUUACGGUGACUUCAAGGUUGCUGACAAGCCUGGUGGCUCUGCCAAGGACAGCGGCAAUACUGAUGGCAGCAGUGGUGUUGAUGGUGCUGGUGAUGGUGCUACUAGUGGUGCUAGUGGUGUUAGUGGUAAUGAGAUUAACCGGAGCAGCGCUGAUGCUGCCGAUUCCAAAGGUGCCAGUUUCAAGAGUGGUUACAGCAGUGACGGCAGGCUUGGCACUGUGGACGCGCAGAGCAGCACCGGCACAACCAAUUUCAACACCAGCGGCAGCAGCAGUAACAGCAGUGGCAGCAGCAGCAGCAGCAGCAGCAGCAGCAGCAGCAGUAACAGUAACAGUAACAGUGGCGAAAAGUCCAGCGAAAGUGGUGACGUUAGUAAGCACACGAGCGUUCUUUGGCCCGAACUGGACGAGGCUUCAGGUGUGGCGUCAGGAGAAUCCGCAGCCUCAGGAAACUCGGCGUCGUCAGGUGAAAAAUCAGGUGACGGUUCAGGUGGAGCGGAUGACUCAGGGGAAAGUUCAGAGGGUGAUGCAGAGGAGAACGCAGGAGUGGGGAAGGGGGACGAGGAGGGGAGGGAGAGUGAGGGAGAGAAGAGGAAGGAGGAGUGGAAGGAGCAUGUGGGAGGGAAGGUGGUUGAUCUCGAUGAGUGGCAGAGAGGGGUGCAGGAGAGCAGCUAUCAUUUGAAGAUGACGAAAGUGGGCCAGGAGGGCAAGGGGAAGGCGAACGAAGGGCAAGGGCACUCACAUUCAAGCAGCAAGAGUGGCAAGGGCAGGGGGAGCAGCAGGAGCAGCAGCAGCAGCAGCAGCAGCAAGGGAGGGGUGCAGGAGAGCAGCUAUCAUGUGGAGGUGACACAGGAGGGCAAGGGGGAGGCGAAUGAAGGGCAAGGGCACUCGCAUUCAAGCAGCGAGGGUAGCAAGAGCGGCAAGGCUGGCAGUAGCACCAGCGGUGGCGGUGGCAGCGGCGGCGCCGGCAGUGGUGGGAGCGGCAGCAGCAAAGGGGGGAGAAACGGGUUCAAGCUGAACACAGAGCGCCAGGAGAAGAGCAGUGGUGGUGGUGGGGCAGAGCAUGAGGCGCAGAGCAGCCCUGGUGGUGGGGGGCAUGGUGGGAGUGGCGGUGGCGGAGGGGAGAUGACGAAACAGUCGAGUACGAAGCAGCUUGAGAUGAAACACGAGCAUGAGCCGCAGCCGAAAGCACCACAGCAGGUAGAGAAGGCGAAGGAGGGGGGGAAGACUGAGCAGCAGCAGCAGCAAGCGGGAGAGAAGGAGCGGGAGGGACAGCAGCAGCAGCAGGCGCCGGAGCAAGGGAUGACAUGGCAGGGAGCGGAUGGGGAUCACCAUGCUGCUGGUCAGGGUGGUGGUGGUGGUGGUAAGGGCGGUGCUGGUGCUGGUGCUGCUGAUGGUGGUGGUGCUGGCAAUGGUGGUGGUGGUGGUACAGCUGAGUGGUUGGGGGUCCACAGCAGUAAAGAACAGCAGAGGGGGCAGCAGCAGAUGGGGCAUGCGAGGCAUGGUUGA